GCGCGGGGGGCCACAGGCUCCCGGGCUGGCGGCAGCUAAAGUGGCUUUUGGGUGUCCGCAGGCUUCUGCCUGGCCGCCGCCGCCUAUAAGCUACCAGGGGGAGCUUUACGACUUCCCGGCCUGCGGGAAGUGGCGGGCACGAUCGCAAGGUAGCGCAGAAGCUUCUCAAUGGCCAGCGCCAGCUGCAGCCCCGGCGGCGCACUCGCCUCACCUGAGCCUGGGAGGAAAAUUCUUCCAAGGAUGAUCUCCCACUCAGAGCUGAGGAAGCUUUUCUACUCAGCAGAUGCUGUGUGUUUUGAUGUUGACAGCACGGUCAUCAGUGAAGAAGGAAUCGGCAUUUGUCUUGGUUAUAAGAGGGCAGGGACCACAUCUUACUCUCCAGAAGCCCCGACAUUGUCCAGCUGAAUGGGUCCCCAGCAGUGGUGCAUGUACUGAUGCAGGAGAGUGCAGUGAGGGAUAGGAGGAAGCCAGGAGGCGAAGACGGGAGGAGGAUGCUUUCAUUGGAUUUGGAGGAAAUGUGAUCAGGCAACAAGUCAAGGAUAACACCAAAUGGUAUAUCACUGAUUUUGUAGAGCUGCUGGGAGAACCAGAAGAAUGACAUCCAUUGUCAUACGGCUCCAAACAACUUCAGAUGAAUUUUUACAAGUUACACAGAUUGAUACUGUUUGCUUACAAUUGCCUAUUACAACUUGAUAUAGAAAGUUGGUACAGAUGAUCUGCACUGUCAAGUAAACUACAGUUAGGACUCCUCAAA
Gorilla gorilla gorilla (western lowland gorilla) is the source of this 754-nucleotide messenger RNA. RefSeq names its product putative phosphoserine phosphatase-like protein. Bases 169 to 405 code for a protein of 78 amino acids. The record is from RefSeq and is a predicted model, not a curated record. The transcript has 4 exons. Lineage: Eukaryota; Metazoa; Chordata; Mammalia; Primates; Hominidae.